Molecule: messenger RNA, 2757 nt
Organism: Brassica napus (rape)
Lineage: Eukaryota; Viridiplantae; Streptophyta; Magnoliopsida; Brassicales; Brassicaceae
Exons: 6
Coding region: 1-2757 (918 amino acids)
Biological process (GO): proteolysis
Molecular function (GO): cysteine-type peptidase activity
Source: RefSeq, a predicted model, not a curated record
AUGGAUGCUGCUGAAGUUAAAUCAGGGGAUUACCCACCAAGACUUUACCCUGAAGGGUCUUCUAACCUUGAUGGUAAUGUUAUUAAUCACAAUUUCCAUCCAGGGCAUUUCCCCCAUGUUAGAGAAACAAUAGGACUUGAUGUGUGGGAAGAACUGGUGAACUCUCCCAUUGGAGUAGUUGCUAGGCUAGCGGAACGCGAAACUGCGAGUUAUAGAGAAGGAGAUAUCAGGUUUAGCUUGCUCGAGUUUGGUGAGAUCACUAGGCUAAACACAGGUCCAUUGCCAACAGAAAAUUUUGAACCUGGUCAAUACAACGAGUUUUGGGGGGAGUUGAAGGUGCCGCUUGGGAUGAGACCAAAGUUAGAUGAACUGAAGGCAGCAUUAGCGUUCUGUCCGCUUUGGAGUUUUGAAAAGCGCAAGUGGUUGGGGCUGCUACUUCUUCAAGCCAUGGGAGUCUAUUUUUUGCAUCACAAUUCAAGGAUACCCUUUCAAAAUGCAAUAAGGGUAUUCGACGAUGAAGCCAUGAGGUCGUAUCCAUGGGGUCGGACUGCAUACGAAGUUCUAAUUGACUCUAUUAAAACGUUGGCUCCAGAUGGAGGUUCAUACACAAUAAGCGGCAUGAAGGACGCGUUAUUGAUUUGGGCUUAUGAAUCCGUCACAUGCUUCGGUGAGAGUUUUGGGAGAGUGAUCAAUAACGAAGACGUUCCGCUUUUGCGAUGGGGUGGAAAGCGUACACGUGCAAGCUUUGAUAAAUUGUUGUGUGCCGAAAUCGAAAAGCAUGGCGAGGUGCGUGUGAGGAGAAUGGUUUUGAAGGACUCAAUUGAAGAGAUGUUUCCUAUUUGGCCGGGUGAAGAUGACAACCCACAACUCGUUAGGUUGAUAACAGACAUACAUUCAGGUAGAUUUGUGAAAGGUUUGUGGGAAGUGCAGGGGAAUGUAAAGGGGAAGGGGAAUGAGAAGAAGAGAAUGAAGGGUGGAGUUUCGUCAGAAGCUGAGCCACCCACUAAGAAGCAGAAGAAAGUUAAGACACAGAAUGAGUCUGAAGCUGAUGCAGCGGGAAAGGGUUCUGGCGAGAAGGAAGGUAGUAAAGAGUUGGAGUUGGAGAACAAAGCGACUCUAACGACCAUUGUGAGUACUCUGGAUAUUAUUUCCAGAAAAUUUGAUCAGGUUGACUCACGGUUGGAAGCUUACGAGUUAGACCGGAACAGACCACUGAUGGACCAAAAGACCAUUGAUGACAGGAAGUCUGUCAAUAGUCCAGCGUUAGUAGCUGCGACUCCUGGUAAGGAGUUUGGACCGAAAAAGAAUUUGGCCAAGGAGCUUGAAAAGGAAUCAGGGGUGAAAAGGACUUUGGAUGAGGAGUUUGGUAGUGUCGAUAAAGCUACUGAUAUGCGGCCUCUUGAUUUCGUAGUAGUUCUCCUGCAAAGGCUACUAAGGAUGAUAAGGCUACCAAAGAUGAUAAGGCUGCUAAGGAUCCAGCCUAUGGACGCGGCUGCAGGCGCAAGCAGGAAGGAGAAGGCUGAGACUAAGAAAAAAGCUACUGAGGAUAAGAAAAAAGAGGCUGAAGCUAAGAAAAAAGAGGCUGAAGCUAAGAAAAAAGUGGUUGCGGCUAAGAAAAAAGAGGCUGAGUUAAAGAAGAAACAAGAGGCUGAGCUAAAGAAGCAAAAACAGGCUGGGUCAAAGUACAAAAAGGUGACUCCACCGCGUGACAGUGUAAAAAAAUGCAAGGUACAACCUGAUGUAGAGGACAGUUCAUUGGCUGAUAUAACUGAAGAAGUUGUUGCAGAACAGAACGAAUUCGCGCCGGAGUCUGAUGUCGAGAAUUCUGAAGUGGUUAGAUCUGCCAUAAUUAAGGACUACCGGGAGAAAAAUGUUCGGUUAACUCCAAAAGGGUUGUCAAUGGCGGCAGUUUCUUCAUCAUUAGUUUUUCCGAACGUAGGACAUGAUGGAACGACGUGCAUGAGGAAGAAUGUUACUCCUUCAUCAGCAAUAUAUGACCCUCUAGCGCAUGUUGAUCCGGCGCUAUUGGAGAAACUUAUGCAACACAUCAAGGCAAUUACACCCAAACCACCAGAGCACCAGCAUGUCGUGGUGUAUAUGAACGUCCUCAUUAAAAGGUCCAUGCGAGAGCCCACUCUAUUCUGGUCCAAGCGGAUUGCCUUCAUUGACGUUUGGUGGCAAAGUUUUUCUAUUCACGAUUACGCUCAGUUCAAGAUGAAACCCACAAUGUUCAUGUUCAAAGGCAAUGGUUAUGAAGAUAUGAUAAAUGGUAGGAUUCCCGAUCAUUGUCGAACAAACUUGAAGUGGUAUGAAGAUAUGGAUCACUUGUACGGAUGUCUUCAAACCGGCGGAAAUCACUGGGUUGUGUAUCACGUGAAUCUGAAGAAGGAGAAGAUUGAUUGCUACGAUCCAAUCUUUGGAGAGGUAACACUCAAAAGUGAGCAGAGAAUUCUGAAUUCAUUUAAACCGCUGACGCACAUGAUUCCUGCUAUGUUGAGUGUACAUAUUCCUGCCAAUAUCCGACCCAUUAGCAGGAAGAAGUUCUCAUUCAGAAGGAGGAGCAAAAGAUACACUCCACAAAACACUCAGGUUGGCGAUUGUGGGGUGUAUUCGUUGAAGUUUGUGGAGUGUUUAGCGCUUGGUGUUACGUUUGAUGGGAUAAACGAUCAAAAUAUUCAAGGUUUACGGAUGAAGAUGGCAGCAGAUAUCCUCGCUGAAGGAGGAAAUGUUGUGACGGACCAAAUGAUGGCUAAAUGA